UAGUUAUUUACAUCAGCUUGAUUUGAAAAAAUAAGUAGGUAAAGCUAUGAAAACUCACUUCAGAGUCUCCCGUGAAUCAUAACAUCAAAACUAGCAGAUGGAAAAUUUUGCUGAAUAUGCCAUCAGAAACACUGAGAGCUAGAGAGCAUCCCUAUAGGGUUUAUUGAUUGACAUUCAUGAGUAAUCCAUUCGGAAAACCAUCAGAAGAGAGCCUGACCACUUUCCCCUCACUCAGAAAGCACUGGCAGUUUCCCAACGUCAUGUUGCCAAGUGAUGGUCUGAUCCUGAUGCUGCUGCUGCUGUACACCCCGGUUGGCCUAUGUUUAAUGUUACUACGUAUAUUUAUAGGUGUUCAUAUAUUCCUCGUGAGUUGUGCACUUCCUGACAGUUUUGUAAGAAGAUUUAUAGUACGAGUCAUGUGCUCUGUGUUGGGCCUGCAUGCAAAACAGAACAACCUGCACUUACGGGACAAAAAUGUCAAGUUGUACGUCAGCAAUCACGUUACUCAGUUUGACCACAACAUUAUUAACCUCCUUACCUCCUGCCACACUCCAUUGUUGGAGGGCCCUUCAGGGUUUGUGUGCUGGGCACGGGGCUUCAUGGAGCUGGGCACUGUGACAGGCAGCAGGGCUGAGCUGGCACAGACCCUGCGUGGGUAUUGUGCUGUUCCUGGAGCUCUGCCCUUACUACUCUUCCCAGAAGAAGACACAACCAAUGGGCGUGCUGCCCUGCUCAAGUUCAGCUCCUGGCCUUUCUCUGUGGCAGACACUGUACAGCCUGUGGCCCUGUGGGUGAAGAGGCCCUUCAUAGCUGUGAAUGUACCAGAAUCUUCGUGGCUGACUGAAUUGCUGUGGACGUUUUUUGUCCCGUUCACAGUGUAUCAAGUAAGGUGGCUUCCUCCAGUGCAAAGACAUGAUGAAUCACAUCAAGAAUUUGCCAAGAGAGUCCAAGAGCUUAUGGCCACCGAGAUGGGUGUUGUUGCGACACGGAUCACCAAAGCAGACAAAGCUGAGCACAUCAAAAGGAAAAGGCACACAGUUUCCCACACCACACACCUGGAUGUGGCGGCUAGACCUCGUACUGGGGCACAGGAUCCUAGAGUGGUGCUCAUGGCACAACAGGUGAAGGAAGUGCUCCCAGACGUCCCUCUGAGUGUUAUCACCAGAGAUCUGUUACAAACAAACUGUGUGGAUACAACUAUUACCAACCUGCUGGAGAGCACUGAGCAGCAUCAUACAGAGCCUGCAGAAGCUGCACCAUCAGGCCCAUCACAACCUUUAACCUCCACCACGCCUGCUGUUCCUGCUCCACCACCUGCUCUAAAGCCAGCUGCCAAAACUUUUGGGAAAUCACCAUCAGACAGACACGUGUCUUUACAGGACAGAAAAGCAGCCUUGUAUGAUUAUGCAAGAAGACGAUACAUAGAGAAACAUGGCCUGGACCGAGAGGAAGACUCAUGAGUGUGGGGGAAAAAUCGCUCAAGUUAAUUGAGGGACAGUUAAUUGGAGUUCACACACAGUUCCUAAAACAAGGAGAAGAAAGCAUUACACUGACUUUCCCUGCAGCUUUUGUGUUCAGCAAACAUAUGAAAAGAAGGGUUGGAAAUAAGAAGUUUGGAAUAGUUGACUUAAAUGGAUUUUUAUUAAUCCUCUUGCAUGGCAGUCAUGCAUGUCUUUUUAAUUAUUUCUCUGCUACAGAAAAAAAAUUAUUUUGGUAAACAGUUUGUACUACACCCCAGUACCAGUGGAACAUCUCGUAUUAUUUUUAUAAAUUUAGACUUAGUAAGCAGGAGCUUGGCAUUGUGUGGUACCAAACACAACCCAGUUUGAGGGUAUAUUGUAAGGAUAUGUGUUGAUUCAGUAUCAGACAUUAAAGAUCCAUUUAUAAAUGAAAAA
This is a messenger RNA of Neoarius graeffei (lesser salmon catfish), 1895 nucleotides long. It is a transcript of the gene aup1, whose product is annotated as AUP1 lipid droplet regulating VLDL assembly factor. The coding region runs from base 177 to 1460 and encodes 427 amino acids. The record is from RefSeq and is a predicted model, not a curated record. The transcript is spliced from 12 exons. NCBI's taxonomy places the organism in Eukaryota, Metazoa, Chordata, Actinopteri, Siluriformes, Ariidae. Gene Ontology annotation, molecular function: ubiquitin binding. Gene Ontology annotation, cellular component: membrane.